GCGUCCACCCGGAAGGAUUUAUAGGUAACAUCACCAAGAGUAAACAUGCAAAACAUUUAAUUUUUUAUUUUUUUAAUCUUAAACCUUUGUAACUAGUGUGUUAAUAUUUCCUGAAUAUAACAUGGCAUCCUCAUCAGAGCCUGACAAGCUGUCAGUAUCAGAUGUGGCAGAGAAGAGAACUCGUCUGUGUGACGAGUUUGCAGAUGUCGCGGGGACUGAUAUCGCAGUGGCUCAGUGUUACCUGGCUGAAAAUGAUUGGGACAUGGAGAGAGCGCUCAACUCUUUCUUUGAGGCAGACAUGGAGAGGGUGUUUGAAGUUGAAGACGUUUCGCAGGAGGACAAGAGUCCUCAGACCAAGAAGAAAAAAGAGGAUAAGAAGCCUACAACAGACUGCAUUGAUUUGACAGAGGACAGUCCAUCGUCUUCAUGCACAACUGCUGUGGAAGAUGACAAUAAACUCUCAGUGAUUUCCUGGAACGUGGAUGGACUUGACACUGUGAACCUCGCAGAGCGUGCCAGAGGCUUGUGCUCCUACCUAGUCUUAUACACUCCAGAUGUUGUUCUCCUGCAGGAGCUCAUUACACCCUAUGUCGAGUAUUUAAAGAAACGGGCCGUCAGCUACCACAUAAUUGAAGGUGGUGAGGAGGGUUACUUCACUGGGAUGAUGCUGAAGAGGUCAAGGGUCAAGCUGGUGGACAGUGAGAUUGUUACUUACCCUACAACACGAAUGAUGAGAAAUCUGCUUGUAGCUCAGGUGACUUUUAAAGGCCAGAAGUUGUGUCUUAUGACAUCACACCUGGAGAGCUGUAAAGGCCACGCAGAGGAACGGAUGAAGCAGCUGCAUGUGGUGAUGGACAGGAUGAAGGAGGCGCCUGAUGACCUCACUGUCCUGUUUGGAGGAGACACAAACCUAAGGGAUGCUGAGGUGGCGAAGGUGGGUCUGCCCUCCGGUGUCUGUGACAUUUGGGAACGACUGGGCAAACAGGAGCACUGCCGUUACACGUGGGACACCAAGGCCAACAGCAACAAGGCGGUUCACUAUGUCAGUCGCUGCCGCUUCGACCGGGUUUAUUUACGCCCGGCCACAAAGGAUGGUGUCCCUCACUUGGCCCCUGACCACAUGGCCCUGGUGGGUCUGGACAAGCUGGACUGUGGACGCUACACCAGCGAUCACUGGGGAAUUUAUUGUAGCUUCUCUGCAUGAUGAACCUUAAACAGGCAUGUAAUAUUCACAAUUAAAGCGCUGUUUUAAAAUGUUUUUUAGACAGUUUGAGACAGAAAGACAGAAACUUCAGAUUUUCUCUUCUAUCUUACCCACUGAUGACAAGCUGUAGCAGAAUUAAAUGGAUUUUACUGGAUGUAAGUAAAUAAAUGAAUGAUGUGAUGAUUAAUA
Cynoglossus semilaevis (tongue sole) is the source of this 1393-nucleotide messenger RNA. It is a transcript of the gene tdp2b, whose product is annotated as tyrosyl-DNA phosphodiesterase 2b. Gene Ontology annotation, biological process: double-strand break repair. Gene Ontology annotation, molecular function: single-stranded DNA binding; protein binding; 5'-tyrosyl-DNA phosphodiesterase activity. The coding region runs from base 122 to 1204 and encodes 360 amino acids. Gene Ontology annotation, cellular component: PML body; cytoplasm. Lineage: Eukaryota; Metazoa; Chordata; Actinopteri; Pleuronectiformes; Cynoglossidae. The transcript is spliced from 7 exons. The record is from RefSeq and is a predicted model, not a curated record.